Molecule: messenger RNA, 865 nt
Organism: Salvia miltiorrhiza (redroot sage)
Lineage: Eukaryota; Viridiplantae; Streptophyta; Magnoliopsida; Lamiales; Lamiaceae
Product: probable E3 ubiquitin-protein ligase RHA1A
Exons: 1
Coding region: 179-661 (160 amino acids)
Molecular function (GO): zinc ion binding
Source: RefSeq, a predicted model, not a curated record
GAAAAAUAAAAAACAUUCAUCCCUCAUGGGAUUCAAACUCAUGUAUUGCAUUCAUCUACUAUAGAUAUCUUAAUGGACUGAAAAUAGUUCACACAUUUACAUUUAAAAAACAAAGUUCUCAUUCGAAGCCUCCUACAUAUAUAUAUAUCUUCACUACAAUUCUUUAACAAAAAAAGUGAUGAAAGCUUUAACAAAGCUGUUGUGUUUCUCAAACGAAAUCGUGGGCGAUGUGGUGGAGCUCCUCCCCAAACUGCUCCGAUUAAUGGUGCUAGCCAUCUGCAGUCUGUGGAAGCAUUGGAAGCACACAACCUCCACCUACAAAUACGCCUCCAUCAUCAACACCAAAACCUCCAAUUUCGCAAUCUCCGAUAGCGAAUAUUGCUGCACCAUCUGCCUCUCGGAGUUUGCCAGGGGAGACGAAGCGGCGGAGCUCGUGGAUUGCCGCCACGUGUUCCACCGGCGCUGCCUGGAGCGGUGGCUGCGGUGCCACCGCGCCACGUGCCCGCUGUGCCGGAGCGUGGUGGUGCCGGAGGCCGUCGUGGAGGAGUACCGCCGCACGCGGAUGGAUCGAGAAACCGAUGAUGGGAUUCACAAGGAGCUGGCCCACAUCUUGUUCAAGGUUUUGCAUGAUCGCACCCGUCGCCAUCCAUUCUUUUUCUAGUUCCACACUUUAUUCAUUUAUUCUCCUUAAACCUUAAUUUCUUUUAUAAAUAUUUAUACUUUCUACCAGUAAAUCAACGCAUGCACACAAUUUGUAAAAUUAGUAAAUGUAUUAGCUAGUUAUUGUAUUGAGGAAGUUUUGUGUGAGACUCAAACUCUAAAUUCAAGUACAAAUUUACCAAUAAUAUUAUAAAUUAGAAUACAA